GACAAACGCUUGUAACAGAUUAGACAGGAUGUUGUAUUGAUAAUAUCAACAGCACUAUAUUUAUUAUCCAUAAUGGUAUAGCAGGAAAAUAAAGAUAAAAGAUGGCAGGUGUGAACAGAAACAUUUUACAGUCAGAAGGAUUUUCUGUCAGAAAAGAUAUGUAUAAUGGCUAUACAAUUGAUACAAAAUACCAAAAUUGUGAAAAUAUCAAGAAAGAGUUUGAAGAAAAAUUGCAAGGAGCUGUUACCAAAUGGAAGACUGAGGGAAUAAAAGCAGUAUGGGUAAAAGCAAGAAAGAAUCAUUCUGAGGUUGUGCCAGUCUGUACUGAGUUAGGUUUUGAUUUCCACCAUGCUCAGCCUGGUUAUGUUAUGUUGACUAAAUGGUUACCAGACAACAUUGAAAACAGAAUUCCUGGAUUUGCCAACCAAUAUCUGGGUGUAGCUGGAUUUGUAGUCAAUGACAAAGGACAGUUACUUGUGAUACAAGAAAAAUAUAACCUUAUAAAGAAACACUGGAAGCUGCCUGGAGGACUGGCUGAUUUAGGAGAAAGUUUAGAAGAAACUGCCAUACGAGAAGUACUUGAAGAGACAGGUAUUAAAGCUGAGUUUAUAAAUGUGAUAGCCUUUAGACACCAACAUCAGUUUAGAUACGGAUGUUCUGAUUGGUACUUUAUAUGUCUGAUGAGACCAAUCACUGAAGAGAUAAAACCUUGCCCACAUGAGAUUGGGGACUGCAAAUGGAUGGAUAUAGAGGAAUACCUAUCAGAUCCAGAUAUUACAGAUACUAACAGGUUUAUAGUACAAUGUUAUAAAGAUGGUAAACUUAAACAUGGUGGAUUGCAAAUAGCUCCUUUAGAUGUGCUGAACUAUACAAAAAAGAACUAUCAUAAGAUUUAUUGUAUACAACAGAGUACCAGUAAAGAAUGAAGUUCUACUAAAGCACAAGAUUUGAAUGUCCCUUGUACUGUGUGACUGUGAUUAGUCUCAGGAACUUUAUACACAUACAUGUGUUUUAAGCAGAUUUUGUUUUAUAUAUUCAUGAUAAGUUUUAUAUAAAAAAGGAGUAUUAUCUGUUGAAUAUUUUAUGAAUUGUUAAAUAUACCAAUCAUUUUUUUUAGAUAUUAUACAGAUAUAGAUUAUCUAUCAUUUUAUGCAAAUUGUAUGUCAAGUUUAGGAUAUUUUAGAGAAAAUUAAAAUAUAAUCCGUUAGAAAA
Molecule: messenger RNA, 1212 nt
Organism: Mytilus californianus (California mussel)
Lineage: Eukaryota; Metazoa; Mollusca; Bivalvia; Mytilida; Mytilidae
Product: nucleoside diphosphate-linked moiety X motif 6-like
Exons: 10
Coding region: 102-926 (274 amino acids)
Molecular function (GO): ADP-ribose diphosphatase activity; NAD binding; NADH pyrophosphatase activity
Source: RefSeq, a predicted model, not a curated record